Messenger RNA from Tachysurus fulvidraco (yellow catfish), 3438 nucleotides. Its product is annotated as mannosyl-oligosaccharide 1,2-alpha-mannosidase IA. Gene Ontology annotation, biological process: N-glycan processing; carbohydrate metabolic process. Gene Ontology annotation, molecular function: calcium ion binding; mannosyl-oligosaccharide 1,2-alpha-mannosidase activity. The coding region runs from base 988 to 2931 and encodes 647 amino acids. The record is from RefSeq and is a predicted model, not a curated record. NCBI's taxonomy places the organism in Eukaryota, Metazoa, Chordata, Actinopteri, Siluriformes, Bagridae. The transcript is spliced from 12 exons. Gene Ontology annotation, cellular component: extracellular exosome; endoplasmic reticulum; Golgi membrane.
CUUCCCCGUAACGUGACGCCGGUGCUGUUUAAUUUCACCACUCCGGCGGAUCAAACGCGCUUUGCGGCGUACCGGGCGGUCGCAGCCUCGCGCCUCCCAUCUCUCUGGAUAUUUACGGGAUUUCUACCGUCCGUUCACGCCGCGUUUCCUGCUCAGGCUUUACACAAAGAGCCACAUUUCUCUCCGUUAUCCCAUAUUCCACCCGGACCGGAAGAAAGACGCGGCAUCGUCGGAUUACAUGACCGUUACCGCACAGCGAUCCGACUGUCUCCGCUUCUCCGUGCGCAACAUUCCGGGAAUCCAGACCAGCUCUGUGCAACACAGCGUAGCUUUCAUUCAUUCUUUCUAUCUCUCUGUAUUUUGGACCAUAUUUCAACCACGUUUAGUUUAUAAACAAAGCAAGAGAAGAUAUAACGCGGAUUAGAUCACUUUGUGCAUCACGCCAUGCGUUUAAAAUCCGAUCCUGAACCGGAUCCUGAACCGGUUUUCACUCAUUAAUGCCGGGAUUGAUACCGUAGAAAAACGUCAUGCAACGUCAUGUUGCCAUCUCAGGCAUCUAUCUAUCUAUCUAUCUAUCUAUCUAUCUAUCUAUCUAUCUAUCUAUCUAUCUAUCUAUCUAUCUAUCCAUCUAUCCAUCCAUCCAACUUAACGGUCUGGUUGUAAUCACGCUUUAGCGCGUUGAAACCGCGACGCACGAGCGCACUUUUCUCGCAUCAUGCCGUGUUUUUGCACAGCACCAAACAAUAUUCAGUCGUAGCUCCAAUCUGCACUCCGGAUCGUCUGUUCUUACGGAAAGUUAGAGAAACCGAAAUCCAUCCGGAGCGCGAUGACGCGCGUGCAGAGACACAGCGAGGGAGGGAGGGAGAGCGCGCGAUGAGGCUCACGCACUCUGAUAAAGCCACUACCCAAACUUUGUCAUUCAUUCACGCAGCCGGUGUCUCUUAAAGCCGUUUGGCAGAGAGCAUACUAACUCUGUCUGCGGUGUAAAUGGCGUUCCGGAAGUUACCCGGUGUGUCCGUGUCAGCCAUGGGCCUCCGCUUGUCUCAGAAAUUCGCCUUUCUGCUUUUUCUCUCCGGUUUGGUCACGCUGUGCCUCGGGGCUCUGUUUUUUCUUCCUGACUCCGUUCGCCUCAAGCGCUUUUUUCUUCCCAAGACCGAGAGUGCGCCAGCGAACACGGCGGCGACCCAAAGCGGCGCGAUCGUGGAGCUCGCGGAAAAAGCGCACGCUGAGCGGGAGCGCCGGGAGCGCGAACGGAGCGCCCCGUUUAAACCCGAGCCGAACGGAAAGCUCAGAGUGAGCCGAAAGCCAUCUGUGACGCGCGGCGAUGCCACCGGCGGGACCGUGGAGAGACCUCUGGGAACGCACGAGGAGCGCAGGGCAAGAACGCAGCGCGGGGACGCGACCGUAGGCACCACAGCUGGACGCGCCAAAGGCUGCACUUAUGACACUUUCCGAAAGUGUUUGCUCAAACCAGCGCUCGGGAAUGACCGAGGAAAACCGUCAGACCAACAAACUGUACAGAGGAGGGAUAAAGUCAGAGAGAUGAUGAAAUUUGCCUGGGACAACUACAGAGGUUAUGCGUGGGGCCAGAACGAGCUCAGGCCGCUCACCAAAAACGGCCACAUCGGCAACAUGUUCGGGGGUCUGCGAGGAGCCACCAUUGUGGAUUCCCUGGAUACACUGUACAUCAUGGGUCUAACAGAGGAUUAUAAAGAGGCUAAAGAGUGGAUACGCACCAGCCUGGACCUGGACUUGAGUGGAGAGGCUUCUGUUUUUGAGGUGAAUAUCCGGUACGUUGGAGGCCUGUUGUCUGCCUACUACCUGACUGGAGAAGAGGUGUUUAAGCAGAAGGUGCUGGAGCUUGGUGAGAAGCUGCUGCCGGCAUUCAACACUCCGACCGGCAUCCCACGAGGAGUCAUUAACCUGGGCAGUGGCACCAGCUGGAACUGGGGCUGGGCAUCAGCUGGGAGCAGCAUCCUGGCUGAAUUUGGGACGUUGCACCUGGAGUUUAUGCACCUGACGGAACUGUCCGGAAACCCCAUAUUCACAGAGAAGGUGAUGAACAUCCGCAAGCUGCUGGAUAGGAUCGAGAAGCCCCAGGGCCUGUAUCCCAAUUUCCUGAGCCCUGUCAGUGGGAACUGGGUCCAACAUCACGUUUCUCUUGGAGGCCUAGGAGACAGCUUCUACGAGUACCUGAUCAAAUCAUACCUGAUGUCAGACAAGACGGAUGAAGAAGCUAAGCGCAUGUACUACAGCGCUCUGGAGGCGAUAGAGACCAACUUGGUGCAGAAAUCUUCUGGAGGUCUUACAUACGUAGCUGAAUGGAGAGGCGGAAUUCUCGACCAUAAGAUGGGGCAUCUGGCUUGUUUCGCCGGCGGGAUGGUGGGCAUCGGGGCAGACGAUGGCACUCCAGAAAAGAGGCAGCACUACCUAGACCUGGCUGCCGAGAUCACAAACACGUGCCAUGAGUCUUACAGUCGCUCAGCCACGAAGCUCGGCCCCGAGGCGUUCCGCUUCGACGGAGGUGAAGAGGCGACGGCCACCAGACUGAGCGAUCGCUACUACAUCCUGAGGCCGGAGGUCAUAGAGAGCUACAUGUACAUGUGGCGUCUGACUCACGAUCCCAAGUACAGGGAGUGGGGCUGGCAGGCAGUGGAGGCACUGGAGAAACACUGCCGCAUCGAAGGAGGGUUUUCAGGGAUCAGAGACGUCUACGCUAGCACGGUCAGCCAUGACAACAUGCAGCAGAGCUUCUUCCUGUCUGAAACACUGAAAUAUCUGUACCUGCUUUUCUCCGACGAUGACCUGCUGCCUCUGGAUGACUGGGUGUUCAACACCGAAGCUCAUCCUUUACCAAUCAUCCGCAAGAGCUGCUUAGAGGAGCAAAACAGUGGCACCACACGAGACACGCAAAACACACACCUAAUGUAACCUGCAAUGACACACGCUGAUACCCACAUGCACAGCGAGGCAGGGCCUCGGGUUCCAGUAGCCCUGCCUGCAGCCUCUCGGCUCCUUCUCCUGUAAAGGAUCUCGUGCUGCACGCUGUGUUUGUACUGUAACAUCUGAGCCGGGACUUUCUCUGUGGACAAUCAAAAUGAAAAUUACUUUUGUGACAAGAGCACCUUUGUUCCCUUCUUUCUUUCCUCUGUGAGGAAAAUUGAAUAUCCUUCGAGCCCAGAUUGGCGGGUGGGCAUCGCCUCAUCACGGGCUACUUUGCUAGAAAGAAAAAAAAAAUCGCUUCACUUUUCUUCAGCACUGUCCAUCUUAAUUCUGUCCAUCUUUUUACUCUUUUUUACAAGCUAGUGAAGGCAAUUUGUGGAUUUUAUUAAAUGACUCUUUCAAGUGAUUUGCAAGCUUAAAAGAACAGAAAGCAACAAAAUUUCAGCAGUGAACAGGCAUUACUUUGAGUAUUUUUUUUUCUUUCUUUCCAAGAAU